Molecule: messenger RNA, 453 nt
Organism: Rotaria socialis
Lineage: Eukaryota; Metazoa; Rotifera; Eurotatoria; Philodinida; Philodinidae
Source: the annotation of a GenBank genome assembly
AUGACAAGUAACGGAAGUAAACAUCAAGAGAUCAUAGUCAAUUGUAUUUGGCAUUGUAAUUUAUCUAAUGCAAGAGAUAUUUCUAUCAAUCUCGAAAAUGCUCUUGAUAUAUCAUUCAAUUUAUUAUUAGAUGUUAUAAAUAAUUUUAAAUCUAUAAACGAUACUGAUCAUCUCGCUAGCGAUCAUCGUUCGAAUGGUCGAGUAGGAAUGUAUGGUAUAAGUUGGUCUGGUUUUAAUACUCUCAUGAUGAGUACUUUGCGACGACCAUUUGCUUUGAAAGCUCUGUUUACUGCACACGUUACUGAUGAUUUGUACAAAAGUGAUAUUCAUUAUUCAGAUGGUAUCAUGCACUUAGAUCAGUAUUUUAUUUUUAUUGAUCAUAGUAAUGCAAUACCAGCUCCGAUAGAUUAUAAUAUGAAUGACCAAUGGACAAGAGAACGGUUUAGACGAUGA